This is a messenger RNA of Lycium ferocissimum, 2943 nucleotides long. RefSeq lists its product as uncharacterized. NCBI's taxonomy places the organism in Eukaryota, Viridiplantae, Streptophyta, Magnoliopsida, Solanales, Solanaceae. The record is from RefSeq and is a predicted model, not a curated record. The coding region runs from base 1 to 2943 and encodes 980 amino acids. The transcript has 9 exons.
AUGUAUACGGACCGGAAGGUCUGGGAUUUAGAGUUUGCUGCUGGUGAUCACGUUCUAUUGAAGAUUUCACCCAUGAAGGGUGUCAUAAGAUUUGGGAAGAGAGGUAAGUUAAGUCCGAGGUAUAUUAGGCCAUUUGAGAUUCUUGACCGUGUGGGGGAUGUUGCUUAUCAGCUGGUCUUGCAGCCGGGCUUGGCAAGUGCUCAUCCAGUUUUCCAUGUGUCUAUGCUGAAGAAGUAUCAUGCCGAUAGCCCUUAUAUUGUUCGUUGGGACUCGAUAAGAGAUGGAAAGGCAGUGGUGAGAUGGACAGAAGAGGAAGUUUCACGUAUGAACUUGAUAGAAGAACUCAACUAUGCUGUAGUAGGGAAGUUUUCUCAUGGUUGGCCUGAUUUGGAAGAACUUCGUGUGCUGGAAGAUUUUAUUACAAUGACAUCUAAGGGUGUUCAUUAUAUUAAUUCAAAAGAUGGAUAUUAUUAUCCUAUGAGACUACUGAUUUAUGAUCCUAAGUUCAGAAUUGAUGAGGAGACAACAAUGGCUAUGGCAUGGAUCUUUUUCCCUCAUGUCUUACCUACCUUUUUUGACAAAGAAGCCUUGUUUUCAUUGGCCUCAGCAGUUGGUAUGCCUUUACAAUUAGAUUUGGCUAUAAUCAACAAAACCAGGCCUAGUUGUGCUAGGGUCAAGGUGUUAGUUGAUUUGGUAGCAGAUCUGCCUAAUUCUGUUAGGAAGGAAAUUAUUGAUGAAAAGUCUAGUGAAGUAAGAUUUGUUGAUGUGAUUAUUCUUUAUGAUGUUCUUCCCAACUAUUGUAAGAAGUGUAAAUUACAAGGCCAUAAUGAAGAGACUUGUAGAACUCUUAAUCCAGAAUUAAGGAAGAAAUUUGAAGAGUUAGAUGGUAAAGAUGAAGGCAAAGAAGCAGAUCAAGGAGAAGGAAAAGGGAAAGUAGAUGAAGAAGUGAAGCACAAACGAAAUGAGUGGAACAAAAUGAAGACUCCUAGAUUUAUACCAGCAGAUGAGAAUGCAGAAAUAGAAGUGGAGGAUGUUCAUGAAGAAGAUCUAGAACCACUUGACAAGAAUCAGGAGAAUCAGGAUCAAGUCAACUCUGAGCUGUUAAAAAAUGACAUAGUUGGGGUGUAUCAGGUGGCAGGUUUAGCAAGGUGUGAAGUGAAUGACAAUGUAUCUGAUGUUCAAAACCAAGAGGAAGACAAGGCUUCAGUUGAGAAAAUCACUGAGCCUAUUUUCAAUAUGGAGGAGUUUCCAUCAGAGGAAGUUAGCAAAGAUGGAGACAGAUUUGAUGAAGAUUUACAAGGAGUAUUGGAGGAAGGAGAAGUGAUUGUUGAUAAAGAUAGAGUUCAACCAAAUGAUCAUGAGGUGGUAAAAUGGUAUCCUCUAAAGCCUCCUGAUGAUCAAAUUAUUGAGAUUGAUAAGUUAGAUACUCAAAGUAUGGAAGACAAGGGUAGCAGUUCAAGUGAAUCAUGGUUGAAAAAGGGUUCUCCUAUGAGGCAUUUGCAUGAUCUGGUUUCGCACAAUAUAUUAGAUGAGGAGAGGAGCCUAUUAUCAGAUGACAAUGCCAAUGUAGAUGUGCAAGUUUUGCCAGAUACAGCUCAGCAAAUCUCUUUAAAAUUAGUGCUUCUUGCUCAGAAUAAAUCUUUGGUUAUUACUUUAGUUUAUGCUAAAUGUAAUAAAUCAGAGAGGUUGCACUUAUGGGGUGACAUUUAUCAGGUGGCAGACUCUAUUAAUCUUCCAUGGCUUGUUGGAGGGGAUUUUAAUGUAGUUUUACAUGAAGAUGAGAAGAUAGGUGGGAUUCCAAUCCAACCUCAAGACUAUGAAGAUUUUGCUUUCUGUGUAAAUUCCUGUGAAUUGACGGAAACCAGUUUCAAAGGCACUAUUUUACUUGGUGGAAUGGUAGAGGAGAAAUUGAAGCAUACAAAGAGGAUUCUGUCUACAUGGAGCAAAGAAGUGUAUGGAGAUAUUUUCAAGCAAGUGAUCAUUAGAGAAGAAAUUGUGAGGAUCAAAGAAGAAAUUUUUGAAGGAGAAGCUUUGCCUUUGAACAGAAUGGUACUACAACAAGCACAGGCUGAACUAAAGAAGUAUUUGCAUUUUGAAGAAGAAUUCUGGAGGCAGAAGGCUAAUGUUACUUUGUUUGCUGAAGGGGAUAGAAAUACUAGAUUUUUCCAUAAUCUGUUUUCUCAGGAGCAAGAAGCUACAGAUUUUAGCUUACUUAACCAUGUUCCUUCCUUGGUGUCUGAGGAAGAUAAUGAAUUAUUAGUUGUUCCUAAUGCUGAUGAAGUCAAACAAGCAGUUUUUGCUUUGAAUCGGGAUAGUGCUUGUGGUCCUGAUGGAUUAAAAGGCACUUUUUUUUAUGCUUGUUGGCAUAUUGUUGGUCCAGAUGUGCUUAAUAUGGUUAAAGCCUUUCAUGAAGGUCACACUCUUCCUAAAUCCAUCACUCAUACAAAUUUGGUUCUUUUACCAAAAAAGCAAGAUGUUCAAACUUAUGCAGACAUAAGGCCAAUGAGCUUGAGUAACUUUAUCAAUAAAGUUAUAUCAAGAGUGGUUCAUGGUAGAUUGGAGGGCAUUUUGCCAAGGUUUGUUUCACCAAAUCAAUCUGGUUUUAUGAAGGGGAGAAGUAUUAUUGAGAAUGUUCUUCUAACUCAGGAAAUAGUCAUAGAUAUAUGGAAGAUAGGAAAACCAACAAAUGUAAUCAUCAAGUUGGAUAUGGCAAAGGCCUAUGAUAGGGUGUCUUGGUUGUUUUUUAUCAGAAUUCUUCACAAGAUUGGCUUUUCAGAAGGUUUUGUGGAUAUGAUUUGGAGACCUAUGGCUAACAAUUGGUAUUCUGUGAUGAUCAAUGGGCAGCCACAAGGAUUUUUUCAUUCAACAAGAGGGGUCAAACAAGGUGACCCUCUAUCUCCAUCACUAUUUAUACUGUCUGCAGAAGUUUUACAAGGGCCUUGA